Messenger RNA from Cynara cardunculus var. scolymus (artichoke), 807 nucleotides. RefSeq lists its product as uncharacterized. Gene Ontology annotation, cellular component: membrane. The transcript has a single exon. NCBI's taxonomy places the organism in Eukaryota, Viridiplantae, Streptophyta, Magnoliopsida, Asterales, Asteraceae. The record is from RefSeq and is a predicted model, not a curated record. Bases 1 to 807 code for a protein of 268 amino acids.
AUGGCCCGCCAUCCUCAACAAUCAUUGGACGAUUUUCUCCAAGAUCACGCCAAGAAAUCGAUCCCAAAAAAUCCUCACGUGGGCACGUUGUAUAACGUAUCUCUACCCUCGAAUUUCGCCGGAAUGCAGGCUUCGGUCGUUCAGCUGCAAACCUCGAGCGUUUGGGCCCAAGGGGCUAAUUUGAGUUAUUUCGACGUUCCACCGAGAAUAACUCCUGAGCCGAACGUUACAUGGCUAGAUAUAGUUUUUUCAAAUCUAGGAAAUUGGUCGUCGUAUUAUUACGAUAUGCCCCAUUACACUUUUGUCACCCCGAUCCUCGGUUUUAGCGCCUACGGCGUACGACACACGAGAGGGCAAAAUGGUCAUUUCACCUCUACGACGACAAAGUUGAAGCUAGCGCUCAUCCGACACCCGAUCAUGGUCCACUUCCCGUCGGUUUGGCUACCUCAAGGGAAAUGUAUCAAGUUUUACUCGAACGGGAGGAUUAAGAUUACCAACAUGUCCUUGUCCCAUACAUGUGCGGUAUGGGGACAAGGGCAUUUUGCAAUCGUUGUGCGGGUCCCACAGUCACAUCGGAUGUGGAAAUGGUGGGUGGUCGGGUUUGGCGUCGGAAGCGUCGGAUUCCUGUCGGUUGGGUUCGUUUUAUUUAACGUAAUUCGGUUCGUCAAACGGAAAAGAAUUCGAAAAAUGGAAAAACAAUCAGAAAAAUUAGAGGUUUUGGAUACAAAAUAUGUUGGGCACAGUAGAAUGCCAUCUGCUUUGUGGAUUAGGACUCAACCUGUUAUUGAGAAUGAUUAUUAUCCUUGA